Messenger RNA from Rhizoctonia solani, 756 nucleotides. RefSeq names its product aspartyl protease. The coding region runs from base 1 to 756 and encodes 251 amino acids. The record is from RefSeq and is a predicted model, not a curated record. The transcript is spliced from 3 exons. Gene Ontology annotation, molecular function: aspartic-type endopeptidase activity. Gene Ontology annotation, biological process: proteolysis. NCBI's taxonomy places the organism in Eukaryota, Fungi, Basidiomycota, Agaricomycetes, Cantharellales, Ceratobasidiaceae.
AUGGCUGCUAUUGAGGGAACUGGUGGUGCGGGGGGCAUUGUGCUUCCCAUGACAAUGUCUGGCGACGGUUUUACCGAGGCAAUUUACUCUAUUGGGGUGACUGUGAGCUCUGGAGCGACGUUCGAGAUGCAAGUCGACUGCGGCUCGUCGGACGCAUGGCUUGCAUCGAGCUCAUGCAAGUCGACAGUGUGCCAACGGGCUGGAACAUCCCUAUACGGCUGGUCGCCUACAACAGUCGACUCAGGGGCGGUCACCGAUUUUACUUACCUUGUUGGAAGUGUGCAAGGUAAUAUUGUGUUUGAGAACAUCAGGCUUGGCAGCUACCCCAUUGCCAACCAAGCUUUGCUCUCGGCAUCACAGAUCGAAAACGAGCGGCUCACCUCCAACUUUGUUGGAUUACUGGGCCUUGCCCUCGAGUACAACUCCUUGUUCGUUGACCAAUUCAAGGACAAGCUGGAAUUUUCCGUUUCUACCGUCGCGACCAACCUCUUCUCCUCUCCCACCUCUCCUUCCAAUCGUUGGGUUGGAAUUUCUCUGGAACGUCCCGGGCAGUCGAACUCCGGUAUCCCAUCGCUCCUCUCGAUCGGCAGACACCCCUCAAAAGUCGUACCCGAUCCAUCCAAAAUAGUUUACUCCCCCAUUACCGAUGCGACACACUGGAGACUACCCAUCACCGAGAUAGCCGCUUGGUUGGUCGGCAGCUACAAUACUACUACACAGGCGUACAACUUCAACACUCGCAGGGAGGUUCAUUGA